Molecule: messenger RNA, 5570 nt
Organism: Eleginops maclovinus (Patagonian blennie)
Lineage: Eukaryota; Metazoa; Chordata; Actinopteri; Perciformes; Eleginopidae
Product: sterile alpha motif domain-containing protein 9-like
Exons: 10
Coding region: 142-3651 (1169 amino acids)
Cellular component (GO): cytoplasm
Molecular function (GO): protein binding
Source: RefSeq, a predicted model, not a curated record
GCACACAAACACACUGUGGGUGUGUGUAGCUGUCUUAACUUCCAUCACAUCAGAUGUCCGUGCGCAGUUACCGGUGGCACGGCAUGAUGACACUCCAUAGACUUCUGCCUAAUAAGAGAAGAGGAAACUAAGAGUCCAAAGAUGGCUACUGUCACAAAACCCCGCCCACUGUUGGACGUUCUCCAAGCGAAUCAGUUCGAAGGAGAGAAUCUUGAUCCAAAAAUUCUUGAGGAGGCGGAGGAACACUUUUACAGAGGGGCCCCACCCAAAUGGUUAAACUUUCAUGCUAGUGAACAGGCAGAGUUAGAUGGCACUGGAAUUCCUUUCAUUAAACGAGAUGGAUACGAUAAAAUUAAGGGUGAAAUUGAGAAGUUGAUUAAACACACUGGAAUAUCAACCGUUAAACUGUUCCACAAGCCAGGAUGUGGGGGGACCACACUGGCCAUGAAGGUGUUGUGGGACUUCAGAAAAACCUUAAGGAGUGCUGUUUUAACAGACUCAACCUCGGACAUCACAAUGGUUGCAGCGGAGGUGGUCUGCCUUUUCACAGCAGGCAACCAUAAGACCGUGCUGCUGCUGGUGAAUGGUGAGGAGGUUUCGAGAGCUCUAAAAGUAAGCAUUAUGGAAGAGAUGGCCAAUCAGAAAGUUGCCACCCAUAAACAUGUGGUGACUUUACUCAACUGUAUCCGAAGAGAUUCAAAUGUAAAGAGUGAUAAUGUCUUUCUAACAGAAAUGCUUUCCGACUCAGAAAAGAAGAACUUUAAUGACAAGAAGGCGGAGCUCAAAAGCAGGUUUGGUGAUAAAUGCAACCGAUUUCACGGCUUUAACAUUAUGCAAAGCAACUUCUCUGAGGCUUACAUCCAGGAUGCGUGCUCUGUAUUCAAAACCAUCGAAAGAACAGAGGGCACCCAGCUGGCUGCCCUCCUUUCCCUGCUGAAUGCAUAUGUACCAGACUCUUAUCUCCUUGAGUCUCAGUGCCUGGACAUGAUCAAACGUCCCAACAUGUCACUGGAAGGCAUGCUGGAGAACUUAAGCCAUCUCAUCAUCACUAUCCAACAAGAUGGUUCUGAGGCAAAAGUCCGCAUGGCCCACCCUAUGAUAGCACAGUGUUGCACUGAAUUGCUGGCUGAGGCAGGUGUGACCAGAAGUGACACAGCAAAAGAGUUCUUGAGAUGUUUGUGCAGAGGUGAAGUUCCUCCUUUUUUGGCUGCUUUUGUCAAAAUCAUGCUAACCAAAAGAAGACCAAAACAAAAAGCAAAGGGAACAGAAGAGAACCCAAUAAAUCGUACAGAGAAGAAAGAGGAGUCCGAUUUAUUUUCUAGACUGAUUCUACAUAUUCACACAAAGGAGGCCGACGACUCUGAGUGUGCAUCAGUUUUAGAGAUGGCAACAGAUACCUUUGAUCAAAAUCCAUUUUUUCCACAAGCACUUGCUCGCUUUUAUUGCUUAAAACUCAAAGACUACGAUAAGGCAGAAACCUGGGCAAAUGAGGCAAAGAAGAGAGAUCCCCAAAAUUCGUUUGUUGCUGAUACACUGGGCCACGUCCAUAAGCACCGUCUGAAGAACCUAAGGCAAUAUGCCAAACCAGAAGACAUUUUGAAUCUUGCCAUAAAGGCCUUCAAAGCUUUCGAAGAAGAAGAAAGACUUGCUGAACAACAGCUUGAGUCAAACGUGAAAAAAGACGGCAAUAUCCAUGUCUCAAAUGUUUUCAACUCCAGAGGGCUGUUUGGUUAUCUGCAGGUCUGCAAUCUUGUGUUUGACCUACUCGUAAGUCAGAACCAAACUUGGAGAGACGUUCUCACCAAGAAGGAGUCCUUGAACUCGGUCCUAGGAUCCCUUGGAGACAGUUCACUUAUAAGAUUCAGUGAUCUCAUGAACAAACUCAGAGAUGAAGUUGAGAAAAAGUGUGCUUUUUUUGACAGAUACCUGACUUACUCAAAGCCUAGUAUUGAGGAAGAUGACCCAGAGUACAUUUCAAGAGAAACCUCGGCUUGCUACUGGAAGUAUGUUGGAGACUCCACAUCCAGCCCUUCAGAAAAAGGCGCUGAUCUGAUCCAGAAGCUCAAACUCAAACACGCUGACACCACUACGGGAGUUCUUGCAUGUCUUGACAGAGAAUGCCCUGAAUCAGACCUGAAAGAAAUAACGACACUGUGGGAGGAUACCCGUCUACAUAAAGAUCCGGACACAGCUGAGGUCAACAACAUCUUCGCUCACAUCAUGUUAAGAAAUAUGUCAGCAACCCUCCCUCCUGAUUGCAAGCAUUUAACUGCAUUCAAACAGAAACUGCACCCGAUCCCCACUGCUAAACCUGAGCCCUACAUGUUAGCCCUCCUCUUGCACUGGCCUACAGACCCUGGAGACACAUGCAACCUUGAUCUCAGUACGCUGAUUAAUCAUGCGCAACAGCUGUAUAAACAAGCAUACGCAAAACACCUUCGCGCAAGGUACCUUCGCCCUCUGUUUUUCAUUGGAAAAGGUCAAGGUCUGGACAGAAUAGUUCACAGAAAUGUCCUAGAAGGACGGCAAUUGGAAACAAUGCAGUUUCUGCAACAAAGCGAUGAGAAGAUUUUCCAGACUCCAUGGGUCAAAAAACACCUUCUAAAAGUCAGAGGGGAAAUACAAGAGUACAAACUCUUUGUAACUGUUAAUGGCAAAAAGAUUGAGGUGGCUGUAAACCUCCAAAACAGCCUCUGGAAAAAUCGCAAGGUUUGCUUCUACCUUGGAUUCACCAUCGAAGGUCCUGUGGCCUUUGCCAUCAACACGGAAACUGCAGAACAGAAGGAAAAACUCCCCGAGAGGGAUACCUCCAAACAACAGCCUCCUUAUUCUUUGAAGUUUGGAGCUUGUUGCAGUGAAAUGGAUGCCAGGGAUUUGACAGAACUUGAUCCUGAAGUCAACAGAGUGGAUGACGUUCAGACCUAUAGCCUCCAGUCUGAUGCAGGCAACUAUGAAUGCAGAGUGUCUGGCCUGCGCUGGGUGUGUAAGGAGAAAGUCAGCUUCAAGUACAGGUUCCUGUCAUGGGAGGACCACAUGAAGAGUCCUUGCGACGGUUACACGCCAGCAGGACCCCUCAUGGACAUCACAGUCACAACUGGGGUGAUAGAGGAGGUGCAUCUGCCUCACAGUGUCUCUGUCGAUCAAAACUCAACUUUUUCUGGCGAGUUUGCGGUUCUUCAUGUGGAUGCCAGUGAUGUUUUGGAAAAAGUACCUAAAGUGACAUCGUCCCACAUCAAGUUCCUCCAGCCAACUUUCCCUCCAAAGGGGGUCCUGAUCCGAAAGAUGGAGGGGAUUCCGUUUUACCAAGACGUGUUGAUACACAAAACAAGCAAAGAAUUCCUCACGUUGGAGGUUCAUGUGGUGCCCCGUGGUUCUGCUCAACAGGAAGUGGAAGGGAAACAAAAGUCUUGUGGAUCGAUGCUAAUCCUAAAACAAAGCCUAGACAAGUCCAUGCGAAUUGGAGAUCCUCUCGCCCUCACAACAGACCAGGCGGAUGCAAUCAUUCAACCCAGCGAUCAAGAGUUCGGAUAUGAAAGCCUUUCCUUUGAGGUGUUCAUCAGAAACGCAGACAGCGACUUCGCCCUCCGGCUUGGAAGUGGGGAAAACACUGUCUGGACCGGUACCAUUCAUAAAGGAGACUACCAAAAUUAAAAGCGCCGAUCAUUAGCAAGAUUGCCAUCAGGAAGCUCUGAUGAACGGAGUGAGCGUUACAGAAGGACAACAGGUGGAUCUCUGAGACCUAGCAUCCUGUGGGAGGGUUUAAAAGCACACAGGACGAGAUGAAGCACACUCUUCAGGGGCCACGAGGGAAAGAUGCUCUCUAGGAAAUCCUCAAAAAGAUGUAGAGUAUGGGGCCUUUUGUUUCUGGGUUUGAGAGAUCAGGGAUCAGGAUAUAGUAUGGGAUAAGUAAAUGUGUAUUGCUUAUGGAUAAUCAAAGUAUCUGCUGUGAAAAGUACAACAUGGUAUAUGUGGAGGACACGGUGCGUGCAAAGUUUUGGUUGUGCUGCAGCUUGAUUUCCUAUCCUCUGUAAGAAGGGGUCGAACGACUUGUGAGGAAGAACGGCAGUCCACAGGCAGUUCCAACUUUAACAGACUUUAUCGCAGGGUGAUGAACUGAACAUUGAUGUAGGUUUAGUAGGGGUUAGCCUGUUAUACAGGGUGUGUUCUUUCGUGUGGGUUUGGGUGUAAAUGUGUGUGUGUGUGUGUGGUCUUUGUAACAAAGAUGAAGCAGAAAUCAGUAAACAGGUAAUGUAGAGGGAUGAUACAGUUGUCAUCUACAUUAAGAAAAGGCACAAUUGGCUGGCCUGUGGCGCCCUCUAUUGGCCAAAGGCCGCAACAGCAUAGCACCGACAUACGCUAUUACACGAGGCCUAACUAUUAUCACAUACACACAUAACAAAGUACAGGAAUGCACACGAUUCUAUAUAAUAACUGUAGUGUACAUAAUAAUGCUUACAUUAGCCCUGCACUUAAUGGGUGAUAGCGUUAUACAUUAAUACAGGCUGGGCUGCCAAGUGCUCCGCAUGGCAAGGCUAGCUGCUAAUUAACCUCAUUUACGGAGUUAGCGGGGUAAUUGCGGACAUAAACUUCCUGAACACUCCACUGGACCAGACUACAUGCACUUACAUUUUUCAUGCACGCACACGCAUGUCCACAACACACAGACUCCGCCAACACUAUCACAGUUAUGCGGUUAUAACACAAUAGCGACAGUCCGAUCGCCAUCAGUCUCCUUGCUUCCACUGAACAGCAAGUGCACGUUGCGAAAUUGCGCCACAUGGUUGAGACCACUUGUAAUUCUGGCUAGGGGUCACAUGGAAUAGUCCAACUAACGGGGGAGUUUUAUACAGUAUAUCAUUUUAAGCUCAUGCAGAGAAUGUAAAUAUGACAAAUUCUUCCGUUGUAAAAAAUAUUCUCGAUUUUAUUGUCUUCAAAGUCAAAUCUGAUCACGUACAGUUCUGUUUCUAUGCAAAUGAUCACAGCAGGGAAUAAAUACAAACAAUAAACAGGUAACCAGAUCCAACACGCGUGUGACAAACAGGAAGGUUAAACCGGUCUCGGGUCCUAGUGGCUGAUCUUCGCCUUGAGGCCCUCGAGUUCAGGGCGGCCCUUGAAGCGAGCUUUGAAAUCGGCCUCGGUGUGCUGAGAAGGAAACAGGAAGAGAGUGUGUGUGUUAACGGUUGCCCAUGACGGAUGUGUGUGUUAAAGUGUAUGUCUCGAAGGUUCAGCCGUUCAUCACUGGAUGUAAAAACAAAUGCAGAAACGUUAUCUGUAUUUCUAUGUGCACCAUUCAAUGUUAUUGACUAACAAUAAGUGCCUUAAAGGUUUCUAAAUUACUCUUGGUUAAUAACGUUUUAAAAAAAGAGCUGUCUGACUAAUGAGGAAGUGUGUUAGCUUGGGGUUUGCGCAAUGAUUAGGUGUUUAAUUUUGCUUUGCUUUGGGUUUAUUUAGGUCUGUCUUUUAAUAAUUUGGGCUUGUUCUCUUAUCUCGAAAAAUAAAAAAGUGAAACCAAGAGACCUAUAAUGUAAAUGUGCCUACAGUGAAUUAAAAUAAAGGGAUUUCCAAAUCUU